This is a messenger RNA of Acanthochromis polyacanthus (spiny chromis), 3782 nucleotides long. RefSeq names its product excision repair cross-complementation group 5 (gene ercc5). Gene Ontology annotation, cellular component: nucleus. Bases 178 to 3591 code for a protein of 1137 amino acids. Gene Ontology annotation, molecular function: single-stranded DNA binding; DNA endonuclease activity. The record is from RefSeq and is a predicted model, not a curated record. Gene Ontology annotation, biological process: nucleotide-excision repair. Lineage: Eukaryota; Metazoa; Chordata; Actinopteri; Pomacentridae. The transcript has 15 exons.
UCUGUGCGCAGUCAGUGUUUGCUUUACGGACAUAAAAACGAUUGCUACAAACGAAGAUAAGAUGUAUUUCUUUUUGUGCUCUAGUUGUUUUGGCGAAAGUGCUUAGAUUAGUCACUCAUAGUGGACUUGUCAGUUUUUUUUCACAUUUUGGUGAGUUUUGGGCUCUUUGUUGCUGCUAUGGGAGUUCACGGACUGUGGAGGCUGCUGGAGAGCACAGGAAAGCCCAUCAACCCCGAGACACUGGAGGGGAAGAUCCUCGCUGUUGACAUCAGUAUAUGGCUGAACCAGGCAGUGAAGGGGGUGAGGGACCGUGAAGGCAACAGUGUCCAGAAUGCACAUCUUCUCACUCUCUUCCACCGCAUCUGUAAGCUGCUCUUCUUCCGCAUCAGGCCGGUGUUUGUGUUUGAUGGAGACGCACCGCUGCUGAAGAAGCAGACCUUGGCUCUGAGGAGGCAGAGGAAGGAGGAGUUGACCCAUGAGUCCAAACAGACCAAUGAGAAGCUUCUCAAAACAUUCCUUAAGAGACAAGCUAUCAAAGCUGCACUUGGAGAUCACAGUAAGGAUCCUCUUCCCAGCCUCUCGAGUGUGAGGAGAGAUGAGGUGGACGACAUGUAUGUUCUGCCAGCCCUGCCACCUGCAGAGGAGAAGGACAAAAGCAGUUCAGAAGAGGAGGAACAAAGUGAAGGGGAGGAGACAGAAGACAGUUAUUAUAUGUAUCAGGGAGGACUGCGUGGAGAAACAAACUCAGUGGACAUCAACUCAGAGGAGUUUGCAAGUCUUCCUCCUGAAAUGAAACACGAGAUUCUCAAAGACAUGAAAGAGUUCUCCAAAAGACGUCGGACCUUGAUUCACAAACCUCCAGAGCGCUCUGGAGAUUUUUCCCAGUACCAGUUGGCUGGCCUGCUGCAGAGGAACAAGCUGAACCAACAUCUGGAGGGCGUAGAGAAGGAGAUGAAUCAGCGGAGUGCUGGCAGCGCUCCACAGCUUUACCAAGAGGACGGAGAUCAGCAGAGCCACAGCGUAGAAUCACAGCGACUGGUUUCAGAAGACCAUUCACAUUAUAUUCUUAUUAAAGGCUCCAAAAAGAAUGAGAGUGCCCCUGAGAGCCAACCUGCAGUUUCACCCUGGUCUGGGAGCUCCCUGUCAGGCUGCAGAAGGCGGGUGGCGGACAAACCCAAGCCUCUGUGGCGUCCCAUCUGUGAGGAAGACGAGGAAGCGCAGACUACCUCCUCAGAAGACUCCAAACCAUCGGUUUCAAAACCGUCUGUGGGCGACACAUCGCCGCCCUCGCCUCGGACACGCACGGCAAUCCAGGCUGCUAUGAACGACAGCUCAGAUGAGGAGAAGGUGGACCAGCGUAAGGAAGAUGGUAGCGUGUCUCCUCGUACACUGCUGGCCAUCCAACAGGCUCUGAAUGAUGAAGAAGAUGGAGCAGCUGAAUGUAUGACCCGAAUAAGUAGCUCAGCCAUAAAAGUAAAGGCAGAUAUUCAUCAUCCUGUUCCACAAGUGCUCAUCAGCAGCUCAGAGGAAGAGACGGAACCUUCACCUAAAGGAACAUCGGAUUUUAAGAGGAACCCAGCAGGUCAAAGCUCAGAUGUCAGGGACAGUUUGUUAGUUAGCAGCUCUGAGGAUGAGAUGGAGGAAGUGAUUGGACAGAGAAACAGAGAACUUCGCUUGGCGGCGCUGCAGCAACCUCCCAGGACAGAGAUGGAGUCAGAGGAAGAGACAAAGACAGGACAGCUGAUGGAGGAUUUAAGGGCAAAAAAUAGGGGACAAACUGAGAAACAAGAGAAGCUUAAUAUAAGAGAAUCAGACCACAAUCCACACAAUGCUGCUGCAUCCAGUCCAGAUACAUUAUCCAUUAAUCUCUCUCCUCAGUUAUGUGGAAAACCUGCCGAUGCAAUGCCUGAAAUUCAUCCUGUGACCUUAAAGCAGAGCAGUGAAGCUCCAGAGAAGACGAAUGGAGAUAAUGUGAAGUCAGAGAGCAGCGAGGAGAGCGAGUCAGAAGAGAGCUUCAUUGAGGUGUCAGAGGAAGAAUUUAAAGAGGAGAAUACAGAUGAUUCAGCUGUAAUAACUGGAGAGAAAGAAGCUACAGAUGAAGUCCACAAAGAUGGGACAAAGAAGGAAGAAGAGUCAGAGGAAAGUUUGACAGAGACUCCCAGCCAACCAGCUGCUGUUCUGAAUCCAGAGAAAGACAAAAAGAGACAGAAUGAAGAGCAGAUAGAGGAGACAGAGACAGAAUCCAGACCAACAGAGGAAACUCCAGCCAUCAACGAAUGGGAGAACAUUGAUGUGGAUGAGCUGGAGGCUCUGGAGAGCUCCCUUCAGGUGGAACAGAGCAACCUGAGGGAACAGAAACAGCAGCAGGAGAGGAUGGCCAACACAGUCACUGGACAGAUGUACUUGGAAAGUCAGGAGCUGCUGCGACUGUUCGGCGUGCCAUUCCUGGUGGCUCCGACGGAGGCCGAGGCUCAGUGUGCAGCGCUGGAUCGCGCCGACCAGACAAACGGGACCAUCACAGACGACUCGGACGUCUGGCUGUUCGGAGGGCGACACGUUUACAAGAACUUCUUCAGCCAGAACAAAUACGUGGAACACUACCAGUACAGCGACCUGCAGAACCAGCUGGGCCUGGACAGGACUAAAAUGAUAAAUCUGGCCUACCUGCUCGGAAGCGACUACACAGAGGGCGUUCCGGGGGUCGGAUAUGUGACCGGCAUGGAGAUACUGAAUGAGUUUCCAGGGCCGGGUUUGGAGCCGCUGACACAGUUCAGUACCUGGUGGUCAGAGGCUCAGGAGAAAAAGCGUUUAGCCGCUGAUCCUCGGGAUACGAAGGUUAAGAAGAAACUGAGGGACCUAAAACUGCACCCGGGUUUUCCCAACCCUGCGGUGGCUCAGGCUUAUCUGCAACCUGCUGUUGAACAGUCGGACAGCUCCUUCAGCUGGGGACGCCCACAGCUCGACAUGAUCAAAGAGUUCUGUCUGAGUCGUUUUGGCUGGAGCAGCCGGAGAACAGAGGAGACUCUUCAGCCAGUGAUCAAGCAGCUCAACACCCAGCAGACUCAGCUCCGGAUCGACUCGUUCUUCCGCAUGGAGCAGCAGGAAAAGCAGGCGAUCCGCAGCCAGCGACUCCGCCGAGCCGUCACCUGCAUGAAAAGAAAGGAGAGAGAAGGAGGAGAGGAGGAAGAGGAGGACAGCGAGGAGGAAAAGCAUUCCCCAGCCAAAUCUAAGAAAGGGAACCUGAAGAAAGGAGAAGGAGAGAAGGGAGAGGAGAGGGUAAUGGCAGGAGGAGGGUUUCUAGGUUCAGAGGUGAUGGUUGAGUCUCCUCUAAAGUCUCUCAAAGACGUCAGCAGCAGCAGCCAGGAGUCCAUCUCAGGAAAGACUUUGCCUCAAUCUCCUAAAACUCUACCUCAGAGGACCAGAAGCAGCAGCAGCAGCAGCAGCAGCUCAGGCGAGGACAGUGAUGGCGGUCAGAAAGUCGCUAUGGUUACAGCCAGAUCUGUGUUUGAGGGCAGCCGACGAGGGCGAGGAGCAAAAAGCACGAGAGGAAGAGGAAGCACGAGAGGAAGGGGCAGGGCGAAGAAGUUGUGAGGACUUUAGAUAAACGUGAAUUGUAGUAUUUAGUGCAAAACACUGUCAAAUGUCUGUGAAAGUAGAUCUGAUAUUCAUGGGCUUGACUGAUGAAUUUUGUAAACGAUGGAUGAAAUUUAAAAUAUUUUUUGCUGUGUAGAGGUUUAUGUGUAGCAAAAUGGCAUUACUUUUUAUAAAAUCUUUGAAGUACA